UAUGAAAGAUUAGUUACGCAAGUAAACUAUUAGUCCUGAACCAGAAAAAUAAAAAUCAUAAAAUUUUCAUAGAAGAUUUACAAGUUCAUAGAUUGAAAGUGCAGGAAAAAAUCAAUAAUCCUAAAAGAGUUUAACUAAUAAAAUUUAAAGUAUGACACUUUGAUCAAUUGUAGUGCAUGGUUUAUAAUAAUUGCUUAAGAUGGGCCCACAUAAUAAAGUACUUCAAUCUAAAGUUUACUCAUAGAUGCUUAUACAUGAGAGCUUUUCUUAAUAAUAUUUAAAAGACUUGAGUGCAGCUUAUACUCCAAAUCAAUAAGUAACCAUCUAAUAGAACUUUUUUAAAAAAGCAACACUAUCUUAAAACUCAACAAUGUCAGGUAGCAUAAAACCUAGAAUGAGAAGUGCAAAUAAAGAAACAAUUAAAAAGAGAUCACAAAUUGAAACUACAUAAUUACUGUCAAACAGAGAAAAGGAUAGAUAAACCAUUACCUAAUUGUAAGAAAUUCUUUAAAGAACAAAUUCGUUGUUACAGCAAUAUCAAAAUGAAAUAUCUAGACAUAUUAAAGAAAAAGAGGAUUUAGUUAAUAUCAUCCAAUAGUUGCAAAAACUCUGA
Paramecium pentaurelia is the source of this 613-nucleotide messenger RNA. The record is from the annotation of a GenBank genome assembly. Lineage: Eukaryota; Ciliophora; Oligohymenophorea; Peniculida; Parameciidae.